Molecule: messenger RNA, 13566 nt
Organism: Drosophila subpulchrella
Lineage: Eukaryota; Metazoa; Arthropoda; Insecta; Diptera; Drosophilidae
Gene: Dnah3
Product: dynein heavy chain 3, axonemal
Exons: 52
Coding region: 1-13167 (4388 amino acids)
Biological process (GO): microtubule-based movement
Cellular component (GO): dynein complex
Molecular function (GO): minus-end-directed microtubule motor activity; ATP binding; ATP hydrolysis activity
Source: RefSeq, a predicted model, not a curated record
AUGCAAAAGAAGGUAGCGCCCGAGCGACGCCCUUACUGUGAUCCUCGGCUGCAGGACGAUAAGCUGAGGAGAAAGCGAACUCUGCAUCUUCCGCGGGUUUCGCAGGCUCAGAAGAAGGGCGAAAAGCGCCAGCUGAACGACUGCCCCUUCUUCAAUCUCAAAUAUGGCUUCGACCAGCUGCCCCUGGAUCCUGUCAAGGAGUUUCUGCAGGAGAAGAUAUCCCACAUGCAAACCGACAAAAUUGUGGGACGCUGCAAUCGGGAGUUCGAUUUCCACCGAUACGAUUUGGAUAACGUAAAGGAGGAGUAUGACGAGUGCGAUGAUGACAGUCUUCAGGAACUGCAACUGGAGGACAUCAUAAUGCCCGAGCAGUUCGAGAUGCUGCGCGAUGCCAAGGAUCAUACGUACAACUUUGACUCUACGGCUUGUAAUCAAUUUCCCUGGAUUGACAAAUGGAUGACUGGCGUGCGGCCCAGUGAGCAGGAAAUCUAUGAAAUGACCAGCCAGCUUUUGGAAAUCUACUGCAAUCGGAGAGUAAGGAUUUUCUACCCGGGCUGUGGAACCAGCUCCUCCUUGUGGACCAAUCAGCUGAGGCGACAGCACGGAUCUCCUUCGGAACUGAUUGGGGCCUAUCGAACACCCUCCGCUCGCCACAUGAGAGUAAACAACCUGAAAGGACCUCCAAGGAAGGAGAAGUUCACUGCCGGGGAUCAUUAUGCAUUCCGAACUCCACAGGAAUGUCGCAACGAGCUAAUGAGGGUUGGCAAGAUAAUUGACGAGCUUAUCGAGCCCGUGCUGAAGGCAGCCGAGCACAAAAUAGGUCACGGCCUCACCAAGUACCCCGAUCCACCCACCUGUAAGGAUAAAAGUAAAACGCUGACAGUGCUGAAGUCCGUAGGUCUCCUUGCGGUUAAGAAAAAGACUUGCUGUGUGGGAAAGAGUCGUAUACAUCGUAAGGAUUUCUCCACAAAUGAGGAGUUCCUGCGCUGUCUCAAGAAAAUGGAAGCCACCCACUUUCCGUACAUGCAACCCCUGCAACCGGUGGAUCCUGAUGAGCAGAAGAGGCAGAUGCUGGCAAAAUACCAGUUGGAGCGGGCAAAAGCCGAGAAGAUUUUCCCCCUCAAGAUGCAAAAGCGAUUCCAGUGCCUCCUGAAGAGUAUGUCCAUAGUGCAACUGGCAACGUAUCCUUCACACCUUAUAAGAAAGGCCUUCAGACGCAUCGAUCCGAGGAGCGCCGUUCUUCAGGAUGCCUACCGAUUUAUACUCAAAGAGGAGAAAGAUUGGCCCAAACUGCCGCCAGAAGUUAUAUUAAUGGAUUAUCUGUUCGUGGGCGACCGCGGAGUGCGACAGGACUUGGCCAUCCUUAUUAUCGUGUGCCUCAUCGAUCUGCAGGAGGAUUUCCGCCACCAUGUCAAACGCAGCUUCCUGAACUACCUCCUAUCAUCCAAUAUGGAGAGACGGCGUCUGCAGCUGGAGCGGGAACCCCCGGACUUUCCCAAUUUCACCAUCUAUCCGCCGGUCCCCUGGCGUUCCAAUCUCUUGAGGGCCAAGGCCCGUAUAGGCGAGGUUCUCAUGACCACACAUCCCACGGUUCAGGCUGUGAAUAGGUUGUGGCAUGAUCUGUACGAUGAUUUGGUGGUGGUUGACCUGGCUCAGCUACUCCUGGCCCAACGGCCCCUGGAUGCGGAUACUGUCCAGGUUUUCAUUGAGAAGAGCUGCGCCGAGGUUCGGGAUCUACUGAUUAAUGAUUGGCUACCUCGCUGUGCGGAUUUGAUGAACGAAAUGCGAGGCACUUGGAAGGAUAUGGUGCCCAUGUCGGGAAAGUACGGUGGUCGGGCGGCCAUACUCUUCCGGUGCAUCCACUCCGCGAUGUCCCGUCACCUGAACAGCCUCAUUAGCAAGAGCAUCAACUACCUUUUCAAGGUGCUGUGCGCCUUUAAGGACGGCAACCGCAUCGACAAGUACUCCAUGUACGAUGCCAAGCUGAAGAGGAUUCCGCUGAUGACCCUGAUUGCCUCUGUGGUCGGUGCCCACUUCGAUCACGAACCCAUUGACAUGGGUCCUGGCGUCAGGCCCUCCUCGAAUAUAUAUGUCUAUGACGAGGACGAUGCCGAUCCUUUCCAGCAGCCACAGGGCACCCAGUUUGUAGAAAAUUUCCCUGACAUAGAUGAUGUGGCGCAGUUUGAAAUGGAUCAUUCGAACAAGCUUUAUAUAUACCCCUAUAUGCAGGAACUGCCUCGAAUUUUCACAGAGCAUUUUAAGAGUAUUUUGGCAGUGGGGUAUGAUAUUCCCCGGUUAGAAUUUGUGAUGUCGGGAGGAGAACCCGAAACGCAGGGCUAUCUCCACUACAUAGACGAGGAACAUGUGGAUUUCCUGGAACUCUGUGAGAAAGUCGAGCAGAUCGUGAAGGUCAACUGGCGCGGCGUGCAUGUGUACCUGAAGCCCAUCUACAAAUACUAUUUCGGGCUCUUCCAGAAGCUGAUAAUGCCCAUGGUUCAGAGGGUCUGGACCGAGAACAUACUGCCGGAACUUGGGCCCGUCCAGGAGCUGCUGAAAAAACUGCAGGCGGUGAGCGAUACGACCUAUUAUCUGCGCGAUUUCAUUCCGCUCAACCUGUUCAUGCUGGAUAAUCGGCACGUGAAGCUAUCGCUGCGGAUGUAUGUGCGCGAAAUCUACGAUUUCAUAAUUGAUUUUUACAAAGCCCUCAAUUGGAACGAGAAUCGGGCCAUCUGCGAGGAGCUGGAGGAGAUGUCGAUGAAGGCCGGCGAGCGGCCGGAGGAGACGCCCGAGGUGGUGGCCCUGCAGAACUACAUCAACGAGUGCCGGGAGAUGCGCAUAUUUGCCAUCAAGGAUGAAAUCAAGAACGUGUUGAAGCGCGUCGUCUUCCUGCUGACACACACCUACCUGUCCAGCGAUGAACUCCAUCUCAACUCGCGCACAUUCAUCCUGCCCGGCGAACUGGAGGAGGUCCUGGAUUUGAGUGCCGCCCGAUUGGCGGUGGUGCGUGAUAAUCUGGAGCUGGCCUUGCGGGAGCGGCGCAUGGAGUUCGAGAAGCUGCUCGCCCAGGAGAAGCGAACGAUGGACGGCUUUCGCAUCCGGGAAAUACGGGAUGUGCUCACGCUGGAGGAGCUCAAGGAGCGGGUGGAUACGGUCGAUUUGCUCUUCACCACCAUUGAGAACCUCAGUCGUGAGGCCAAGGCGAUUAACACAGAGGAGACCCUACUCCAAAUUGAUGUCUCCGCCUUCCCGCUCCUCGCCGAGAUCAUCGAGAAAAUGGAGCCCAUCGAGAAGCUGUGGAAGACCUCGUACGAAUUCGAGAAGGAUUAUCUCAUUUGGAUGUUCGAGCGCUUCGAAUGCCUUAAUGCGGAUGGCGUGCGGGAGCAAGUGGAGAAUAUGCACAAGAUAAUGUACAAGCUGUCCCGCCAAUUGGCCUACAAUCCAGUGGCCAAACGAGCCGCCGAGCAGAUGCGCAUGAAGAUCGAGAAGUUCCGUGUCUAUCUGCCCGUCUUGGACUCGAUUUGUCGUCAUGGAUUGGAGAAGCGGCACUGGGACCAGAUCUCCAAGAUACUGGGUCGCAAGGUCAACCCGAAGCUGUAUCCCACCCUCAAGGACAUGAUCGAUGUGGACAUCAUGAGCAUCCUGCCGCAGCUGGAGGAGAUUGCGAAUGCCGCUGGCAAGGAGUACGACCUGAACAAUGGACUGAGGAUCAUGCAGGCGGACUGGAAGGACGUGAUGUUCGAGGUGCUGCAGUAUCGCGACUCGGACACGCACAUCCUGGCCAGCCUGGAUGAUAUUCAGACGCUCCUGGACGAUCACAUAAUGCGAACGCAGGCCAUGAAGAGGUCGCCUUUCAUCACGGCCCUGGGCUCGAAGGCGGAUGACUGGGAGGCGCGGCUGCUUCUCAUCCAGAACAUCAUUGAUGCCUGGACCCAGGUGCAGAUCACCUGGAUGUACCUGGAGCCGAUCUUCAGCAGCGAGGAUAUCAUGCGACAGAUGCCGCUGGAGGGCAGGAACUUUAAGGCGGUGGACAAGUUGUGGCGGAAGAUUAUGAAGCACACUUUAAAGGAUCGCCAUGUGAUGGCGGCCACAGAGUUUCCGGAUAUGCUGGAGGUCUUCACCAAGGCCAUCGAGGAUCUGGAAACGGUCACCAAGGGCUUGAAUACAUAUCUGGAGCAGAAGCGUCUGUUCUUUGCGCGCUUCUUCUUUUUGUCCAAUGACGAGUUGUUGGAGAUUCUCUCGGAGACCAAGGAUCCCAUGCGGGUUCAGCCGCAUUUGAGGAAGUGUUUCGAGGGAAUUGGCAGCCUCACCUUUGACGACAACAUGGAGAUCAUCGAGAUGGUCAGCGAUGAGGAGGAGCGUGUGGCCCUGGUGCGCAAGAUAAAUCCGCAGUUGGCCAAUGGACUGGUGGAGAUGUGGCUCAAGGAGGUGGAGAUGGUGAUGCUGGACAGCGUGAAGGAGCAGAUGCGGGAGGCGUGGGAGGACUACGCCAUGGUGGAGCGCGUCUCCUGGGUGGUCAGUUGGCCCGGCCAGGUGGUGCAGGGCAUCUCCUGCAUGGCCUGGACCUACGAGGUGGAGGAGGCCAUCGAGACGAAGGAGCUGCCGGCUUAUUUGGAGAAGUCCAAUCUGCAGAUUGCCGACCUGGUGCAAUUGGUGCGCACGGAUCUGCAGGCCGGAGUCCGGAUUGCCGUCGAGGCACUGAUUGUCCUGGAUGUUCACGACCGCGAUGUGGUUAAGUACCUGACAGAUUGCAAGGUCUCCAACAUACAGGACUUUGAUUGGAUCUCCCAGCUGCGCUACUACUGGAAGGUCAACGAGAAAAACGAGGAUUGGGUGUGCGUCAGUAUGGUGGUCACAGAUGUCGAAUAUGGCAUGGAAUACCUGGGCAACCUGCCCCGCUUGGUGGUGACUCCCCUCACCGAUCGCUGCUACCGGACUUUGAUGGGCGCCCUGAAGCUCUGCCUGGGUGGAGCACCUGAAGGACCUGCCGGAACGGGAAAGACGGAGACCUGCAAGGAUCUGGCCAAGGCGGUGGCAAAGAAGUGCGUCGUCUUCAACUGUUCCGAUGGACUGGACUACAAGGCGCUGGGCAAGUUCUUCAAGGGCUUGGCACAAUCGGGCGCCUGGGCCUGCUUCGACGAGUUCAAUCGCAUCGAGCUGGAGGUGCUCUCCGUGGUGGCGCAACAGAUCCUGACCAUCCAGCGGGCCAUUGGACGCAAGGUUGUGAAAUUCUUUUUCGAGGAUACAAUGCUCAAACUGGAUCCGACUUGUUCCAUAUUCAUAACCAUGAAUCCCGGCUACGCCGGCCGAACGGAGCUGCCGGACAAUCUGAAGGUCCUGUUCCGCACGGUGGCCAUGAUGGUGCCGGACUACGCCAUGAUUGGCGAGAUCACCCUGUACUCAAACGGAUUCGACAUGGCCAGGAAUCUCUCCCAGAAGAUUGUACAGGCCUACAAGCUGUGCUCCGAGCAGCUGUCCUCGCAGUCCCACUACGAUUACGGAAUGCGCGCCGUAAAGUCCGUUCUGCUGGCCUCCGCAUCGCUGCGACGGCUUUAUACUGACCUGCCGGAGCCGGAGAUUGUGCUGCGUGCCAUUGUGGAUGUCAAUUUGCCAAAAUUCCUGGAGCAGGACAUCUCCCUCUUCAUCGGCAUCUACAUGGAUCUCUUCCCCGGCGUCGAGUUGCCCAUGCCGCAACGUGGCGACAUACUCAAGUGGCUGCACAUCAACCUGGCGGAUCGGAAUCUGCAGGCGACGCCCUGGUAUUUGGAGAAAAUUCUGCAGAUAUACGAGAUGCUGCUCGUGCGGCACGGCCUGAUGAUAGUGGGUGGCUCGAUGGGCGGCAAGACCACUGCCUACCAGGUUUUGGCCCAGACAUUGCGCAAUGUUGCCAACGAUGAGGAGGCGACGCUGAAGGAGUUCCCGGUCACGUUCCGCAUCAUCAAUCCGAAGGCCAUCACCAUGGGCCAGCUUUACGGGCGCUUCGAUCCGGUUUCCCAUGAGUGGUACGAUGGAGUGCUGGCCAAGACCUUUCGGGAGCAGGUCCAAGGACCCAAGGGCGAGAGGGCCUGGGUGAUGUUCGACGGGCCCGUGGAUGCGGUGUGGAUCGAGAAUCUGAACACCGUGCUGGACGACAACAAGAAGCUCUGCCUGAUGUCCGGCGAGAUAAUGCAGAUGACCAAGCUGAUGAACAUGAUGUUCGAGCCGGCGGACUUGGAGCAGGCAUCACCAGCCACCGUGUCGCGUUGCGGAAUGAUCUACAUGGAGCCAUCGCAGCUGGGAUGGCGGGCUCUCCACAAGAGCUUCACCAAUGUUCUGGUCAACAAGGUGGGUCUCAGUGAGAUCUACAUGACCCUGUUCGAGGACAUGACCGAGUGGCUGGUGCCGGCUGCCCUGGACUUCCUGCCCCAGUGCAAGCAAAUGCUGGAGCUGUCGCCCAUCUAUCAGUAUCAAACCUUUUCCAGAUUCUUUUUGCACUUCCUCGAGAAGCACAAGAUGUUCAACCAGGCCUGGUUCCAGCAGAUGUUCCUCUUCUGCUUCGCCUGGGCCUACUGCUCGGCGCUCACGGGUCAGGGUCAGAAGACCUUUGACACCCUGCUGCGCAAGGUGAUCUACGGUUCCAAUGAGACCUACCCCAAGCCCAAGUACUUUUCGCUGAAUCGCGGUCAGAUGUUCCCCGAGAAGUUGGUCUUCCUGGACUACAGAUUCGAUGAGGCCGAGAACUGGUGGACCUGGCAGAAGAGCGACGAUAGCUCGGGAGCCACAGCCAACUUCCCGGAGAAUGCCCAGAUUAGCGAGCUUAUCGUGCCCACCAAGGAAACGGGCUAUAUAUCCUACUGGCAGGACUUUUGCAUCUCGAAAUCAUACGCCAUGUUGGUCGUGGGUCCCACGGGAACGGGAAAGAGUGCCAUCCUCACCAGCAAUCUGCUGGCCAUGCCCAAGUUCGCCAACCUGGUCAAUGUCAUCAAUUUUUCAGCUCGAACCUCGGCUCAAAUGGUUCAGGAUACCAUCAUGAGCAAGUUGGAUAGGAGGCGAAAGGGAGUAUUUGGACCAUCACUGGGUAAAAAGUGCACUGUCUUCUGCGAUGAUGUGGCCAUGCCCUCGAAGGACACCUAUGGCUCUCAGGCUCCUCUGGAGCUGCUCCGCACUUGGCUGGAUCAUGGUUAUUGGUCGGACCUUGUCGAUACCACCAAAAUCGAACUGGUGGACAUGACGCUCAUCUGCGCCAUGGGCACUUUGGGUGGCAGUAACUUCAUUUUCCCGCGUCUCUAUCGCCACAUGUUCGUGGUGGCAGUCGAUUCCUUUGAGGACUCCACCAUCGUUCGAAUAUUCACAACGAUUGGUGAUUGGCAUUUUUCCAAGGGUUAUCCGGAAAAGGUGGCUCUGCUGUCCCGCGGCUUAUCGGAGGCCAUGGUCAGUGUGUACCGCGAGGCGAUUCGCAGCUUCCUGCCCACGCCGGCCAAGUCGCACUACUCCUUCUCCCUGCGGGACAUCACCCGCGUCUUCCAGGGCAUCGUGAUGGUGCCACCCAAGCGGAUGCCCGACCCCGAGAAGCUGGGUCGCCUGUGGGCCCACGAAACCUAUCGCGUGUUUUACGACCGUUUGGUGGACCAGAAGGAUCGAGAUCGUCUGCUCCUGAUGGCCGUGGAUGCCUGCAAGUCGAAUCUGAGAUUCCCCCUGGAGCAGGCCUUUGGCGAACGCAUCGAACCGGGCGAAAAACUGACCGACAACGAUCUCCGCAACCUCUUCUAUGGGAACUACAUGGAACCGGAUGCCGAGCCCAAGUAUUACGAUGAGGGCGAAACCUACGAAAAGUUGGAGAAACUGAUGAAGUACUAUCUCAGGGAGUACAACUCAUUCUCCAGCUCACCCAUGGAUCUGGUCAUGUUCCGAUUUGCCAUCGAACAUGUGAGCAGAGUUUCCCGGGUGCUGCAGAUGCCGCGGGGCAACAUCCUGAUGGUGGGCAUGGGCGGAUCGGGACGCCGCAGCUCCGCCCGCCUGGCCGCCUACAUAGCCGACUGCCGGCUGAUGACGGUGCAGGUGUCCAAGAGCUACACCAUCGCGGACUGGCGGGACGACCUGAAGAAGAUUCUGAUGGCGGCCAGCUUCAACCUCAACCACACCGUGUUCCUCUUCUCCGACGCACAGGCAACGGAUGAGGGCUACGUGGAGGAUAUCAAUGGCAUACUUAAUACCGGUGAUUUGCCCAAUCUCUAUCAGCUGGAGGACAAGGCAACCAUCAUGGAGAAUAUGGCAAAUGUAGCCAAACAAUUGGGCAAGAUUCUGGACACGCUGCCCAGCGAGGUGUACGCCUACUACAUCGAUCGCAUCCGGGAGCAGCUCCACAUCGCCCUGGCCUUCUCGCCCAUCGGCGACUCCUUCAAGGAGCGCAUCCGCGUGUAUCCCUCGCUGAUCAACUGCUGCACCAUCGACUGGUACAUGCCCUGGCCGGAGGAGGCGUUGUCCCGCGUGGGCGUCUACUUCGUCACCUCGAUGCACCUGAACCGUCCGCACGGCGAAGAGCAACAGGAGCAGGUCCAGGUCAAGGACCCCGCCGAUCCCGACCAGGAGGAGGUGGUGCGUCGCGAAACGGUUGACGGGGAUCGGGAGCUGACCCAAUUGGAGGCUGACCUGGUCGACUGCGUCAUGUACUUCCAUCAGUCGGUGGUGGAUGCCAGUGAGAAGUGCUACUUGGAGUUGAAUCGCCGCAAUUAUGUGACACCCUCUGCCUAUUUGGAGUUGCUAAAGGCGUUCCGGACUUUCUACACCAGGAAGCUGGACGAGAUUACCCGGCUGAGGGAUCGCUAUACCACUGGUCUGGAGAAACUCGACUUUGCCGCCGGUCAGGUGGGUGAAAUGCAGACGAAUCUGUAUGAUUUGCAGCCCAAGCUGAAGGUCCUUUCCGAGGAAACGGAUCGCAUCAUGGUGAACAUAGAGCGGGAGACGGCGGAGGCGGAGAAGAAGAAGGAAGUGGUGGGUGCGGAUGAGGCGGCGGCCAAUGAAGCUGCUGCUGCAGCUCAGGCAAUCAAGGAUGAUUGUGAAACCGAUCUUGCCGAGGCGAUUCCCGCCAUGGAGGCAGCUUUGGAGGCUCUAAAUACCCUAAAACCAGCUGAUAUAUUCAUUGUGAAGUCCAUGAAGAACCCUCCAUAUGGUGUCAAGUUGACCAUGGAGGCGGUUUGCGUAAUCAGAGGCAUCAAACCCGAUCGAAAGCCGGAUCCCAGUGGGCAUAUGGUGGAGGACUACUGGGGACCCUCGAUGCGCAUGCUCAGCGACAUGAAGUUCUUGGACUCACUGAAAACCUUCGACAAGGACAAUAUACCUCCGGCGAUUAUUAAAAGGAUUCGGGAGAAGUACAUUGCGGAUCGGGACUUUGUGCCCGAGAAGAUCAAGGCGGCUUCAAUGGCUUGCGAGGGCAUUUGCCGCUGGGUGAGGGCCAUGGAUGUUUACGACAAGGUGGCCAGGAUUGUGAUGCCCAAGAAGGCGGCUCUGGCCGAGGCCGAGGGAGAGCUUUCCCAGCAAAUGGAGAAGCUGAAUGCCAAGAGGGCGGAGCUCCAGGUUAUCCUAGACAAGCUGCAGAAGCUCAACGACUUCUUUGCGGAAAAGUCAAGGGAAAAGAAGCGACUGGAGGAUGAAAUCGACAACUGCGAGAAGAAGUUGAACAGAGCUGAAAAGCUGCUGGGUGGCCUUGGAGGCGAGAAGACCCGCUGGUCAGAGGCAGCCAAGAAUCUUCACGAAUCCAUUAGCAACAUUGUGGGCGAUGUCCUGCUCGCCGGUGGUUGCACCGCUUACCUGGGCUAUUUUACCACGGAGUACCGUGUUAACAUUCUGGACGACUGGAAUGCCCUGUGCCUGCGCAAACACAUUCCCAGCAGCGAAACCUUCUCCCUGGCCACCACUUUGGGUCAUCCGAUGACAAUUAGAGCCUGGUCCUUGGCUGGUCUGCCGGCAGAUAAUUUUUCGGUGGAGAAUGGCAUCAUAGUGACCAACUCCAGUCGUUACUCGCUGCUCAUCGAUCCACAGGUGCAAGCCAACAAAUGGAUCAAGAAUAUGGAGAAGAACAACGGCCUGAAGGUGAUCAAGCAGAGCGAUGCCAACUACAUGCAGGUUUUGGAGUUGGCCAUAACCUUUGGUCAACCCGUGCUUAUAGAGAAUGUGGGUGAAAAGCUCGACUCGAAUCUGACGCCCAUUCUGGAGAAGAACAUCAUCAAACACAAGGGCGGUGUGUUUAUCAAGAGCGGCGACCAAAUGAUAGAAUACAAUCCCAACUUUCGUCUUUACAUAACGACCUGUCUCCGCAAUCCGCGUUAUCCGCCGGAAGUGAUGGUUAUGGUAACAGUAUUAAAUUUCAUGAUAACGGAGCAGGGAUUACGCGAACAAUUGCUGGCGAUUGUGGUGGCUCACGAGCGUCCCGAUUUGCAAGAGAAGAAGGAACAAUUGAUUAUUGAGUCCGCAAGGAAUCGUGAUGCAUUGUACACCAUCGAAUCGAAGAUAUUAGAGGUUCUGUCCACCUCAGAAGGUAACGUCCUAGAGGAUGAAAACGCCAUCAACAUCCUUUCGUCCAGUAAAAUUCUAUCGGAGGACAUUCAGGAAAAGCAGGUGAUUGCAGUGGCCACUGAAAUCGAGAUAGACGCCGCCCGGCAGCAAUAUAUUCCGGUGUCCAAGCACUCGGCCAUCCUGUUUUUCUGCAUCAGCGAACUGGCGAAUGUGGAUCCCAUGUACCAGUACUCCUUGUCCUGGUUCCUCAAUCUCUUUGUCAACACUAUCUUGAAGGCACCGAAAUCGGAUCAACUGGGCGAACGUUUGAAGAACCUCAAUGACUACUUCACCAAGUCCAUCUAUACGAAUGUGUGUCGCUCUCUGUUUGAGAAGGACAAGCUGGUCAUCUCCCUGGUCAUGUGCCUGGGCAUCCUGGUUUCACAGGGUCGAGUGGAGAAGGCCGCCCUGCUCUUCUUCCUCACAGGAGGCAUUGGCUACAAGAAAAUUCCGGCGAAUCCUUUGGCUUCCUGGCUGCCCGAUAAAUCCUGGACGGUUAUAUGCAGGGCUGCGGACCUGGAAGGCCUCAAGAACCUGCCCCAGAUGAUGGAGGUCCAUGCGGAUGCCUGGCACGACUUCUACGAUGCGAGCAAUCCCGACCAGCUGCUGCUGCCGGCUCCGCACAACACGGUGAACGACAUGUACUUCCUGAUCGUCAUCAAGGCUCUCCGUCCGGACAAGUUGGUGCCCGCCGUGCGGGCCUUCAUUACGCGCAACCUGGACCGCUCGUUUGUGGAGCCGCCACCCUUCGAUUUGGCGGCCUCGUUCGCGGAUAGCUCGCCGAAAAUUCCGCUGGUGUUCCUGCUCUCGGCCGGAUCGGAUCCCAUGGCCAGUCUCUUCAUGUUCGCCAAACAACGCAACAUGUACGACAAAUUGAAAACCAUCUCGCUGGGUCAGGGCCAGGGUCCGCGGGCGGAGAAGAUGAUUGUGGAGGCGGCGCGACAUGGCCAGUGGGUGGUGCUGCAGAACUGUCACGUGGCCAUCAGCUGGAUGGGCGACCUGGAGCGGAUUUGCAACGACACCACCCUGACGGAUGGGGCCAACCACGACUACCGGCUGUGGUGCACCUCGUAUCCCAGUGCCGUCUUCCCCGUCUCCGUGCUCCAGAACUCCGUGAAGAUGACGAACGAACCGCCCAAGGGGCUGAGGGCCAACAUGCACCGCUCCUUCACCUCGGAUCCCCUGAUGCGGGACAAGUUCUUCACCAACGCGUUCCUCUUCUCGGACAGCGCCAACAAGUGCUGGCUGAGGGGCGUCUUCGCCCUGGUCUUCUUCCACGCCGUCGUCCAGGAGAGGAGGGAGUUCGGACCCCUGGGAUGGAACAUCCCCUACGAGUUCAACGAAUCGGAUUUGAAAAUUUCCCUGUUGCAACUAAAGAUGUUCAUCACACAAAGCCAAAGUAUUCCCUUCCGAGGACAUGUUUAUUUGACCGGAGAGUGCAACUAUGGAGGUCGAGUCACUGACGACAAGGAUCGUCGUUUGAUUCUGUCCCUGUUAAAUAUGAUAUACAAUCCCAAUACCAUAGAAGAGGAUAACUAUGCCCUGUCUCAAUCCGGAAACUAUCUGGUUCCCUUGAGUCCCACUCGCUUGAACUCCAUUGAGUAUGUGUCCAGUUUCCCCUUGAGUCCCCAUCCCGAGGUCUAUGGGCUACAUGAAAAUGCGGACAUCAAUCGCAAUGUCAAGGAAACCAAUGCUCUCAUUAGUGGCGUUCUGCUGACCCAGACGGAUCUGAUGGCCUCGGUGAAGGCCAGUUCCACGGGCGGAGCCAAGGAAGAUCCGGCCAUAGCCAUCUGCAAGCAGGUGCUGAGCCAGCUGCCCGAUGAAUUCGACAUCGACGAGGUCUCCAAGUCGUAUCCCGUGAUCUACACCAACUCGAUGAACACCGUGCUCCGCCAGGAGCUGAUUCGCUUCAACCGGCUGCUCUCGUACAUCCGGAAGAGCCUGGUCAACGUGGGCAAGGCGGUGGUGGGCCAGAUUGCCAUGAUACCCGAACUGGAGCGGACACACGCCUCGAUGGUCAUUGGCAAGCUGCCGGCGGACUGGCUAAAGAAAAGCUAUCCGUCGCUUAAGCCAUUGGGCAGCUACGUGAGCGACCUUUUGGCCCGGCUGGCCUUCUUCCAGGAUUGGAUAGACAACGGCGAGCCGAUGGUUUAUUGGAUAUCUGGCUUCUACUUCACCCAGUCCUUCAUCACCGGUGUCCUGCAGAAUUACUCGCGAAAGAAUCGCUUCCAGAUCGAUAUGAUCCUGAUUGAGUUCGCGGUGACCAAGUUCGAGUCCCAGGUCCCUGGUACUCCCGAGGUGGGGGCCUAUAUCCGGGGCAUUUUCAUUGAGGGUGCUCGCUGGAAUCGCAAAACCAAGGAGGUGGACGAGUCCUUUUCGAAGAUCCUGUUCGACACGCUGCCGGUUAUUUACCUGCGACCCGUGCUGAAAGCCCUAGAGGAUCUGCCCCGAUCCACCGGCGGCGGUGAGCCGGAGACCACCUACGAUUGUCCUGUUUACAAGACCAGCGAGCGGAGGGGCGUCCUGUCCACCACCGGCCAUUCGACCAAUUUCGUGAUGUACCUGCAACUGAGGUGCUCCCGGAAGCCCAUGCAUUGGAUUAACCGGGGCACGGCCUGCCUGUGCCAACUGGACGACUGAUUGGGAUUGGGAUUGGGAGUGGCCAUGGGCCAGGUGGUCCAGGUCCAGGUCCAGAUCCUGAAACUGUGCCUAUUUACGUUGUUUUUUUCUCGUCGGCACAAAGGGCCAUCUAUAUGCAGAUAUACAUUUUGAUUUUGUUCCGUUUGAUUCCGCAUCCCAGGAAGCCCCAAAAGCGAACUGUCGUGUUUGUUUCGUUGGCCCCCGUUUGCCGCAUUCACCGGGGGCAAUGUGGCAAGGUGGCGGGGGCACGAUGAUGAUGAUGCUGAUUGCCAGAUAUAAAUUAAAUAUGCACAGUACUAUACAGCCUGGCUGGAUAUAUAUAUUUUUUAUGUGCGCCAUUUACAAAUGAAUAAACGAAAGAAUAAAGCCCCCAAUGCUGUGUGAAUAUAUUUGAAACUG